AUGGCGCCUGGUUUUUUGUGUGUGCGAUAAAAUUAUUGUUUUCGUAAUAAUGAAAUGUGUAGUUGAGUGUUAAUGUUUUUUUGUUGUUUUUAAUAUAGAAUAUAAAAUGAGAUACCAUUACACGAUAGAUAUGGAAAAAAUGGAUAAGUUUAAGACAGAUUACGUGUGUGUCAAUCAUGUCUGCAGCGUCCUAUACCGCCUUUUUUACUGACUUGAUUGGUCUAAUUUAGUAGUAAUCGCCUUGAUUUUUUAAUGUAAAAUCAAUAUAAGUUUGUUACCUACCGUUUAUCAGUGAUGUGUUAUCAAAAAUAAGUGUUUAUGCGGCGUUGUGUUUUUGAUGGAUGCGUUUUGCAUUAGUAGUUGUGAAAGCGUACAUGUAGGUAAUGGUCGAACUGUCAUGAGGAGUAGUGUUUACUAUCGGGACUGUGGACUUGUGUUGGUUAAUUUGUUUAUCGGCGCGGAAUAAGAUUUGUUGUCAACAUGUGUAUGCCAACGCCGAGCAAUGUGUCGGGCUUCGGUUACUCGUGGGGCUUUACCAGCUCCGCCGACCUGACGAAGGGCGAGGUGGAGACUCCAAGCAGUUUAAGUUAUACUUUAGGGAACACAAUUUCACCUGAAACCACAUUGACGGUUAUGUCACACAAGUCACCACAAGUGCAGGAGAAAGUUGGUACAGUAGUCGCUGUGUCGAAUGCUGCUCAGGUGACCAGGGUGGUGGCAACAGGCACUCCAGUCACCUCCCGGAGGAUGUUUGUAGUGAGUGAGGCGCCCGCACACACACUCAACAGGGUCUCACAGCAAAACCAAACCGCUACAAUACAGACAACAAAUCUAGGUCCUAAACAAUUUCUCACACCAAUUGGACCUAUCCAGUUAACAGCAGAAGAAUGCAACGAAAUCUUAAUGAAAAGAGCGCUGCAGGCACAGGGUAUAGCGACGCCUGUGAUAGAUGCGUCGCAACUCAACCACACGUUGUUGAAUGGCAGCCUAAAGACUAUAACGGAAGCAGCCCAGACCCAAGCGGACACGAUACAAACAACAACAGUACAUCAGCAUAAUAUGCUGCAUACAAAACAAGAACCGGGAACUGCAAAUAAUUCACCUAAAGUUGAGGCGGUGUAUUCACAGACGGAGGUGCUGGGCGGAGCGGUGUUGCUGGCGGGGCACGCGCCUGCUCCCGCCGCCGGUGUCAAGGAGCGCCCCUACUCGUGCGACGAGUGCGGCAAGUCGUUCCUCCUCAAGCAUCAUCUUACUACACAUGCACGAGUACAUACUGGAGAGCGGCCGCAUGUGUGCGCGCACUGCGGCAAGGCGUUCGCUCGCAAGCACUGCCUCAACACUCACCUGCUGCUGCACUCCGCAGACCGCCCCUUCAAGUGUCACGAGUGUAAGAUGGCCUUCACACUCAAACAUCAUCUCGUCACGCACUCAAGGGUACACAGCCGCGGGCGGCCGUUCAUGUGCGGUGAGUGCGGUCGCGGCUUCCCGCUGAAGAGGCACCUCGUAACACACAGCAAGUACCACGCCGGGGAACGUCCCUACGUCUGCAGCGACUGCGGCGAGAACUUUGCACAGAAGGAGCACUUGGUGAUGCACAGCAGGUUCCACGGGUCGCUGUCGCCGUUCGUAUGUCCCGACUGCGGCGCGGCGUUCGCCCGCAAGUUCCAGCUGGUGAACCACGGGCGAGCACACGGCCGCGUGCCUCACGCCUGUCCCGUCUGCGGCAAGGAGUUCCUGCAGAAGCGCACGCUCGUCGCACACAUGAAAAUCCAUACAGCAGAGGGCGUUGUUGCAUGUUUCGAAUGUGGCGAAGCGUUCAAAAGUAAAUCAGAACUACAGCAGCAUUGUAAGAUGACGAGGCACUGUUUGAGCACCUCGCAGACACAACAGCAACAGCAACAACAGCAGCAGCAACAGCAACAGCAACAAGUACAGCAACAACAACAGCAACAACAACAACAACAACAACAACAGCAGCAGCAGCAGCAACAACAGCAACAACAACAAACUACUGUGAUAAAACAAGAUGAUUUCAAACCACAAAUUGUUCAGGUGAUUGGUGCGGACGGACAAAUAUUGUCUGAGAAAAGCGGCCCCAGCUAUGUGUGCCCGGAGUGUGUUUCAUGUUUCAAUACUAAGGAGGCACUGUCGCUGCAUCUGCGGCUGCACGCCGGCGACCGCACUUGUGUGACCGACCUGUGUGCGCUCACUGCCGCGCUGCAGCCCGGCCUCGUCGCCGCGCACCACGCCGCCGCCGCGCACCAGACACCACAGCACUCACAACCAAUACAAAUAAUAUCUUCAAAUCCCAACAAUGUGGUACACACGCAAGUCAUAGCUACGAAUCAUCACAUAACUCCGCCGCGGCCUAAGAUUCACUUUUGUGCGGAUUGUGGGAAAGGUUUUGCGGCAAAACAUGGACUGCAGGCACAUCAUAGAAGACAUCCGGACGGCAGCUGUACAUUACGGACACACGUGUGUGACCAGUGCGGCAAAGCGUUCUUCCAGAAGAACCACCUCAUGCUGCAUCAACGACAGCACAUGGACCUGCCACCCAGAAAUUCACAAGUGCAACAGGCGACACAGCAAGCGCAACAGCAGGCGGCGCAACAAGCAGCGCAGCAAGCCGCGCAGCAGGUUGCUCAACAAGUCGCGCAACAAGUGCAGCAACAACAACAGCAGCAGCAGCAACAACAACAACAGCAACAACAACAACAACAACAACAACAACAACAGCAAGAACAUCACCAGAAUAACCUCGAAAUGGACCAACAAGACCAUCAGCAACCCACGCACAUACAAGUUGUGACGAACCGGUCGGGGCAGGUGAUCGGCAACCACAUCCUGGUGGGGUCGCUGGGCGGCGUACAGCGGCGGGUGUUCGGUACACCGCUACACGUCAUAGGCCGCGACGGAAAACCUCUCGCCGCACACCACGCGCCUCACAAACCUGCCACUGCGAGACACCACGCCAACACAGACGUAAAGGAGGUGGGAGGUCUGGUGCUGUCGGCGGGGCGCAGCGGACUCAUCAAGUACGAGAUCUCCAUCCCGCCGACGCCCACAGUGCUGCAGGUGCAGCCCAUGGACUGAGACCUGCGACACAUGUGUCUGCUGAAACCAUCGACACUAGACACCUGCUAGCAUUUGGCGCGCACUCACCUGCGGAUCAUCUCGCCGUGUGAUGCUAUAGCCAUCGGUUUUGACCUCCAGUACCAUAUGGUUUGGUUUGAAGUGCGGCUCAACUGACGCUGGUUUAACUUUGACGCGCAAGUGAAAUGGUAGUUUGCUGAAACCAUUGAUACUAGACUCUCGGAAAUGUACUGUGUGGUGUUUGGUGCGGUGCAACUGGCGGUGGUUAUCUAUUAAAACAGAGCAAUAUCAGACCUUCGUUAACCCAUUGAGUGACUCAAAGUGUAGUUCAACUUGUGUUGGUCUGGUCGUGUGAUUGCAGCUGCCACCGAUACUAGAACCCGAUACAGUGAUAACGUGAUUCAAAGUGUGGUUCAACUUACGUUGGUUUUUCAAUAGACUCUGUUAUUGAUCGAACAGAAAUAUCAAACAAAGAAAACAUUGCCAUGGCCGAAGCAUUCUGAAGGUAUUUAUUUUCGAGUUUUUAAAGAGCCUUAUAAA
This is a messenger RNA of Papilio machaon (common yellow swallowtail), 3633 nucleotides long. It is a transcript of the gene cg, whose product is annotated as zinc finger protein 665. The record is from RefSeq and is a predicted model, not a curated record. NCBI's taxonomy places the organism in Eukaryota, Metazoa, Arthropoda, Insecta, Lepidoptera, Papilionidae. Bases 481 to 3093 code for a protein of 870 amino acids. Gene Ontology annotation, molecular function: RNA polymerase II cis-regulatory region sequence-specific DNA binding; DNA-binding transcription factor activity. Gene Ontology annotation, biological process: regulation of transcription by RNA polymerase II. The transcript has 17 exons.